AUGACCUGUUUGUCUUUCAUACUCAAGGGAAAGAAGGGUUCACAGGAGAAGGCCAUCCCUCCCCAUGAAGGUGAACAUUCUCCCCCCGUAAGAUCAUAGACGGUCUCUCUCGUGGGUGACUAAUCCUGGGCUUCCUCUCCCAAGAUCCCGUUGAUCGGGGCUUCCAGAUCUUCUCUUACAAGGAGAUGAAGCUUGCGACCAGAGGGUUUAGUCAGGCGAACAAGAUUGGCGAAGGAGGAUUUGGGCCUGUCUACAAGGUGCACUCCAUCAUCCACGGCCGCACGCUGAGGAAACGUCUUAAACAGAUUCCUUCUUCUUUCUCUUAGGGAAUGCGUGUGGCCUGAAUUGCUUGUUUCCUCUCUUAGGGAAGGCUCAGAGACGGGCGAUUCGUCGCCAUUAAGGUGCUCUCCUCCGAGUCAAAGCAGGGAGUGAGGGAGUUCCUGUCCGAGCUGACCACUCUCGCGAACAUCGUCCACGAGAACCUCGUGAGCCUCUACGGCUGCUGCGUCGAGUCGAACCAGAGAAUUCUGGUCUACAAUUACCUCGAGAACAACAGCCUCGCGCAGACCCUCCUCGGUAGUUCUUCGCCAUCUUCAUCAUCUUCAACCUCAAAUCUGUGCCCUCCUCAUCGCAGAAUCCUCCUGUUGCCAGGCUCGGAAGGAGACAACGGUGGGAGGUUCGACUGGGAGACCCGGGUGAAGAUCUGCGUCGGAGUUGCCCGGGGGCUGGCCUUCCUUCACCAGGACGUACGCCCCCACAUCAUUCACCGAGACAUUAAAGCCAGCAAUAUCCUCCUGGACAGAGACAUGAAGCCCAAGAUCUCCGAUUUCGGCCUGGCCAAGCUCAUCCCGAUGAAUGCAUCCCACGUCAGUACUCGCGUCGCAGGAACCUUGUGAGUACUUUGCAUUUCUUCCAUAAGUCAGCAGACCCACCAAGAUUGAUUGAUUGAUGAUGAUCGUGGCGAUAGUUCAUGGGCGCCGGAUUAAGAUUUUAAUAGGAUUUUGCUGCUUCUGCAGACCCACCGAGAUCGAUAUUAUGUAACCCCCCAAGAGUUGACUCUGGCGGAGGAGAUUAAUCCUCUGGGUUUUCCUGUUUGCUCCUGUGAUGUUGGCCCCUUUCCUUUUGUUGACCCGCCGUGGCGCUGCUUCUCUGCAGAGGAUAUCUGGCGCCGGAGUAUGCUAUAAAGGGUCAGCUGACUCGAAAGGCCGACGUUUACAGCUUCGGUGUUCUACUCCUGGAGAUCGUAAGCGGCAAGCGCAACACAAACACCAGACUGCCCGUUGAGGACCGUUACCUCCUCGAACGGGUAAGCAGCUAUACGAAGAUUUCCAUCUUCCUCUUAGCCGCGAGAGCAGCAUUACUUUGAGGCAUAUUCAUUUGCUCUGUGUCGGGUUUUCUUUCUUCUUCGUCGUAAACAUGAUGAUUCUUCCGACAACUCCUUGAGGGUUGAAGCUUGGUUUCAUCAUUCUUCCUGCUGUUAAUCAUCUUCGGCAUUCAUUCUAAGAGCAAAACCGUUCCUCCGAGUUCUACUUUAUUUUCUCGACCCCCCAUCAUCUCCGGAGAUUCAUUCAUUCGGCUUUCGCUGGUGUUUCAGGUGUGGGCGCUCUACGAACGGGACGAGCUGGUGGCGAUCGUUGAUCCCGCCCUGAACGGCGACUUCGCCGCCGGCCAGGCCCGCAGAUUCCUGGAGGUCGGCCUGCUCUGCACCCAGGACUCCCUGAAACUCCGCCCCUCCAUGUCCGCCGCCGUCCGGCUGCUCACCGGCAACGAGGCCCGCGCCAAGGGGCCGAUCGCAAGGCCCGGCCUCAUCUCCGACUUCUGGGUUGCCGGCGUCGGAGGAAAAGGGUUCGCGUCGGCGACCACCGAGUCCUCCUCCGCCGCCGCCCCCCCCUCCUCCCCAUUUUCUUCGAGGAACGACGACACGCGCGCGUCCUUCACCUUCACCACCGUCGCCGAUCGCGACGACUGA
Messenger RNA from Spirodela intermedia, 1969 nucleotides. The record is from the annotation of a GenBank genome assembly. NCBI's taxonomy places the organism in Eukaryota, Viridiplantae, Streptophyta, Magnoliopsida, Alismatales, Araceae.